Molecule: messenger RNA, 1415 nt
Organism: Salvelinus fontinalis (brook trout)
Lineage: Eukaryota; Metazoa; Chordata; Actinopteri; Salmoniformes; Salmonidae
Product: zinc finger protein 239-like
Exons: 2
Coding region: 1-1125 (374 amino acids)
Cellular component (GO): nucleus
Source: RefSeq, a predicted model, not a curated record
AUGUCUGAGGCCGGUAACAUCAAAAGAGCCCAUGUUGAGACAUUCUCUAUAUCCGGAGAGCAACAGCAGGAAGAUCACAGAGAUAAGAGGUCUCACCACUGCCCACAUUGUGAGGAGAUUUUCCCAAUUCUAUCAAAACUAGAAAUGCACUUAAAAAUACACACAGGAGAGAAUCUGUAUUCCUGCACUGACUGUGGGAAGAGUUUCACAACAUCACAGGCUCUGACAGUUCAUCUGCGAGUCCACACUGGAGAAAAACCUUACUCCUGCUCUAUCUGUGGGGAGAGUUUCUCUCAACAGAGCAGCUUAAAAACACACCAACGUGUACACACAGGAGAGAAGCCUUACUUGUGCUCUGACUGUGGGAAGAGUUUCUCCACAUCAAGCAGCUUAAAAACACACCAACGUAUGCACACAGGAGAUAAGCCUUACUCCUGCUCUGACUGUGGGAAGAGCUUCACCUCAUCAAGCAGCUUAAAACAACACCAACGUGUACACACAGGAGAGAAGCCUUACUCCUGCUCUGACUGUGGGUCGAUUUUCUCUCAACACAGCACCUUAAAACAACACCAACGUGUACACACAGGAGAGAAGCAUUACUUCUGCUCUGACUGUGGAAAAUGUUUCACAAGAUCAGUUGAGCUAAGAGUUCAUUGGAGAACACACACAGGAGAGAAGCCUUACUGCUGCUCUGACUGUGGGAAGAGUUUCUCUCAACAGGGCCACUUAAAAUGUCACCAGCGAAUACACACAGGAGAGAAGCCUUACUACUGCUCUGACUGUGGGAUGAAUUUCUUUCAACAGAGCGGCUUAAAGUCACACCAACGUAUACACACAGGAGAGAAGCCUUACGUGUGCUCUGACUGUGGGAAGAGUUUUUCAAAUCAGAGCAACUUAAAAACACACCAACGUAUACAUAAAGGAGAGAAGCCUUACUCCUGCUCUGACUGUGGGAAGUGCUUCACAACAUCAACUGAGAUAAAAGUUCAUCAAAGAAGACACACAGGAGAGAAGCCUUACUUCUGCUCUGACUGUGGGAAGAGUUUCACCCGAUUGGCUACCUUAAAAACACAUCAAUGUAUACAUAAAGGAGAGAAUUCACAUCACUUCUCUCAGACCAGCUAAAAUUAAAGUCACUCCAUCAAUUAAUCCUCAUCUCAUAAAAGAAGUGGUAACAAUGAAUUUGAUAACAUUAAGAAAGAGCAACACUAUUGUAAUCAUAUUGUUUCUCACUGUGAGUGAACUGUGAAGAGGAAAGAGUGCGUUAUAGAAUGAUGUCAUUGGAAAUUCUAUCCUUUUUUUAAUGCGCCUUGUGCACAUGUGUUGAUGUUGGGGUGGUGCUGGAGAUGAUGAAUAUGAAGUUGAAACAUUUUAGAAAUUUCCCAUUAAGGCAAAAACAAUAGGAUGGUGGUUGG